Limanda limanda (common dab) is the source of this 5344-nucleotide messenger RNA. It is a transcript of the gene mcf2a, whose product is annotated as MCF.2 cell line derived transforming sequence a. Gene Ontology annotation, biological process: intracellular signal transduction; dendrite development. Gene Ontology annotation, cellular component: cytoplasm. Bases 1 to 3342 code for a protein of 1113 amino acids. The record is from RefSeq and is a predicted model, not a curated record. Gene Ontology annotation, molecular function: guanyl-nucleotide exchange factor activity; protein binding. The transcript has 30 exons. NCBI's taxonomy places the organism in Eukaryota, Metazoa, Chordata, Actinopteri, Pleuronectiformes, Pleuronectidae.
AUGGGCCCUGCCUCGCUGCAGGAGGAGAGAGAGCCGGAGAAAAGGUCCGAGGAGGAGAUGGAGAGCUACCGCUGCCUCCUGCAGGCCGGCUCCCAGCUGGAGAGCACUCUGCAGCAGGUCACUGUCCCUGUGAGCAUGAAGGAGGUGGGAGGCUACAUAGAGAAACAAGUGGCAUACCUGUCAGGAGGUCGUGGGGACGACUCCAGUGUCAUCAUCACUCUCCCUGAAUACUCGGCUUUCAGCGACAUUCCAGAGGAAGCUUUAGCCAAAGUGUUUACGUACCUGACUCUCAUCCCUCGAACGAGACAACCUGGAGUGAAAUUUAUCAUCGUUUUAGACAGAAGACUGGACACAUGGGCCUCGAUCAAAACUGCACUCGCCAGGAUAGCAGCGUCUUUCCCCGGGAACCUCCACCUGGUCCUGGUGCUCCGACCCACCAGCUUCUUCCACCGCACCGUGACCGACAUCGGCUUCCGCUUCAGCCAAGACGACUUCAUGCUCAAAAUGCCAGUGGUGAUGCUGAGCUCUGUGACAGACCUUCUGCGCUACAUCAGUGAGAACCAGCUGACGUCAGAGUUUGGAGGCACUUUGGAUUAUUGUCACAGUGACUGGAUUGUUUUACGAACGGCGAUUGAGAGUUUUGCUGUGACAGUCAAAGACAUUGCUCAGAUGCUGCAGGGCUUUGGGACCGAGCUGGCAGAGACGGAGGUGCCCGACAAGGGGAAGGCCAUCGAGUGUCUUCUGGAGUCUCAAACCGACAAGUACAGGAAACUCAAGGAUGCAAUCAGGUCAGUGUCAAAGGAAGGUCGUCAUCUUCUCUCCAGCCUGGAGACGUCUGGGAGGGAGGAGGACUCUCAGUGGGAUGUGAAGCUGGACUGGGAGACCGUACAGAGGCUUCUGGCUCAGCUCAGAGACAUGGAGUCGGCGUUUGACGGCUUCUUUGAGAAGCAUCAUCUGAAACUGCACCAGUACCUGCAGCUGCUGAAAUACGAGCAAAGCUUCCAGGAGAUGGAGUUGUGUCUGGAGCAUCUGACGGCUGAGGAGAGGGAGCUCUCUGUUUCUGUCGACACUCCGGCUCAGACGGAACAGGCUCUCAAACGGCUGGACGAGCUGGAGUCUAAUGCACAGGAGGUGGUGUCUCGAGCUCAGAUCAUCAUCCUUCACGGACACCAGCUCUCGGCCGGUCACCACUUCGCCGUGGCUCUGAUUAUGCAGCGCUGCAACGAGCUUCGCCACCACUGUGACACGCUGAACGCCGCUCUGAAGAGCAAACACGCUCGUCUCCUGCUCACACACCAGCUGCUGCUCGGUCUGGAUCAGGCCCAGACCUGGUGUGAUGAUGGAGCGUACCUGCUGGCCAAUCAGCUGGUAGAGAACUUCCAGUCCAAGGAGGGGGCUCAGGCUGCUCUGAAGGACAUUGAGAAGUUACUGGAGAGGGCGCCGUCUAUUCUCAGCUCAGGACCAGACAUCGUGGCCAUCGAAUAUGAGUCUGUCAUCACACCUCAUCUGCAGGCCGAGAUUGGUAAAACCUUUGAGAAGCAUGCAGCGGUGCAGCAGAUGAUCCAGAACCGACAGGCAUGUCUGAGGAAGCUGGCUGACAAACACGUACGGCCGAUCCAACUAGUGGCACCCAGGCAUGAAAACCCACCACGCUGCAAGUCCCCGCUCUUCUCCCCCAAGCAUGGUGAUGGUUUGAAGUUCACUUUCGACCUCUCUCUGCCCGGGAAGAGGGCGUCACGAAAGAGCCCCAACACCAGAAAAAUCGAGGUGAUCCACGACUACCAGGAGAGCCGGGGCUGCGUGUCCUACAGCCUGGAGGGAGAGGACAGCCCGGAUCUCUUGAAACGACACGUGAUGAGGGAGCUGAUAGAGACUGAGAGGAUCUACGCUGAAGAGCUGCUCUCAGUGCUGCUGGGUUACAGGGCUCAGAUGGAGAACCCAGAUCUGUCAGCGCUUCUGCCUCCGAUCCUGCGCAGCAAGAGAGACGUCCUGUUUGGAAACAUGCCCGAGAUCUACAACUUUCACAGCAGGGUCUUCCUUCAGGACCUGGAAGGAUGCCUGGAGGCUCCUGAAGCCGUGGGAGCUUGUUUUCUGAAGCGGAAAGAGAGUUUUGAAAUGUACGAGUGCUACUGUCAGAAUAAGCUGCGCUCGGAUGCCCUGUGGAGACAGUUCUCUGACUGUGCCUUCUUUCAGGAAUGUCAGAAGAAGCUGGAGCACAAACUGGGCCUGGAUUCGUACCUGCUGAAGCCGGUGCAACGUCUCACCAAAUACCAGCUGCUGCUCAAGGAGCUGCUAAAAUACAGUCCGGACUGUGAGGGGACUUCUGAACUGCAGGGGGCGCUAACAGCCAUGCUGGACCUGCUCAAAUCAGUCAAUGACUCCAUGCAUCAGAUAGCCAUCACAGGAUAUGAGGGUGACAUGUGUGAGCUGGGCCGGGUGCUGAUGCAGGGCUCCUUCAGCGUGUGGAUCAGCCACAAGAAAGGUCCCACGCGCAUGAAGGAGCUGACUCGCUUCAAACCGAUGCAGCGUCACCUGUUCCUGUACGAGAGAGCUCUGCUGUUCUGCAAGCGGAGGGAGGAGCACGGGGACGGCUGCGACAAGACGCCGUCCUACAGCUUCAAGCACUGUCUCAAGAUGACAGCUGUGGGGAUCACAGAGAACGUCAAAGGAGAUGUGAAAAAGUUUGAGAUCUGGUACAGUGGCAGGGAGGAGGUGUAUGUGGUUCAGGCUCCUACAGUGGAGGUGAAGAUGGCCUGGCUCAACGAGCUGCGUAGAAUCCUGACCAACCAACAGAAGCUGCUCAGAGAUGAAGCGUAUCAACAAGGCCAAACGGCCGAGCACAUGCCGCUGUCCCCCCCGCUCUCUGAGAGCAAGCAGCAGAGGGCGUCGGUGAGCUCGGAGGAGACGGAGUCGGGGAGGAGCAGUCCGGACCCCCAGCCUCACUCCCCCAAACACCAGCACAACCGCAGGAGUUGGCCCGGAGCUCAUCACUCGGGAGACAACUGCGAGGGUCUGGAGGAGUGGCCUGGAGGUCGGGACGCUUUCCGCCCGUUUGACACAGGAGAGGAGGUUCUGGUGCCACUGUCUCCCGGCAGAUACAAGGCUUUGGCCGACUGUCCUCAGAACGGACCAGACAGCGUCCCCAUCAAAUGUGGAGACGUCAUCCAACUGCACUCUGAGAACAACAAGGGACGCUGGCUGGUGAAAAAUCUGAGUCGGCGACAGGAGGGCUUCAUAGCAGCCGCCAGCCUGCAGCUGAUAGUCGGAGACAGUAGCCGAGGACACUCCUCCAGACUCGGAGAAGCCGGAAACCUGAAGGUGCGAAAGCUCAGCUCCCCGUAGAGAAGAAAGCACAGAAUGUGAAUCUCCAAGUGACCUGCGGCCGAUGAGCAGACAGAAGGACCGGACGGAGCCACACCUGAACCCAAUCAGCUCCUCCCUCCCUGGAGCCGUCUGCUCUCCUCAGCACAGUUCGGUCAUUAAACAGACAAACACGCGGGAAUGUAGAGACUUGAUUGACAAUCUCCUGGCUGAUUGGGACAGCACAGGAACUACUUCGCCCUCUUGGACAAUCAAUUGAUGGUCCCGGAGUCCUGAUUGGUCUUCCUCUUUUCUGAGUGAUGAGGAGUUUCCUCUUCCUCUGGCGCUAAAUCUGCAGCACAUACACACACACACACACACACACACACACAGUGAGGGAAUGACCAUGCUGCUGCAGGACUGUGGACUUGGAAUCAUUUUUCAACCCUUUUUCAUUCCAGAUAAAAACUUGAGGUUCCAGCCUCUGUGUGUGUGUGUUCACUGUUGUCUCGAUGGAGCCGCACACAAAGGAUUUGCCUGAAACAUUUAUCAAAGGCUUUUGUAUAUGUACAAUAUCAUUUUUAACAUUUGUUAUAUAUAUAUACGUCGGUGUUUCAUCUUUUUGCGUGGUGAGUUUUUUUCCAUUGAACUACGUCACUGUCGAUUUUCUGACAUUUCAUUCCAUGAGGCAGACUGUGAGGUAGAAAUGCCAAAAUGUGCCAUGCCAUAUUGCCUUUUUUAUUCCCCUGCUCUUUUGGAGUCUCUUGUGCUGUUUGCAAAGUCAAAUGCUCCUCAUGCUUUAACCUGACCUCACGAAACAGGCACUUUAAUCACGUGGAAGGACAAAAGAGACAAAAUAAUAAGCCACCGAUCGUCUCCUGGGUGUCUUGUUUGCUCGCUGCUUUACCUCUGGUGCUGUGUAUUCCCCUUUAUUCCUGCUGUUACUUCCUUUGUUUACCCUUGAAUGACGUGUUCGGGGAGGCAGGGGAGACAUACCCCCUGCACGCAGGCAGCAGCCCACAUGUCAGUGAUCGUAAUGUAAGACACGGGCGGACGCGAUGAAGAGUGAUGGCAAAGUAUUCCUCGGUGUGUGCCGUAAACAAACGUGAGGCGUGUGCCGCGGAGCAGCGAGCGGCGCCGCUCUCCUCGGGGUCUUCUGGGAGCUCCACUGUCAGUCAGGGCCUGGAGCGGGGGGGAGAGCCAUGUCAGAUUAGAGGGGAAACCAGAGAGAGAAGGAGAGAUUACGCUCUGUGUGCCCGUCCAUCACGCAGGCGGAUUGUUUCCUCAGCACCAUUACAGCUCUGUUAAUCUCUAGUUCCGCAUUAAAAGGGAUCAUGCAGCCAACAUGAAAUAUACCCUCUGUGUCGAACGCUUAAUUAAAUAUUGAUUGCAGACUUAUAUGAAUUUACCACAUCAAAUCGAGACCCCAGUCGCAGGCCUGCCUUUGAUAUGCUGUGUUUGAUAUGGAAAUGAGUGUGGAGAGCAGCAGGGGCCGCUUCGCACUACACACUUCCUAUGUUGUUAAUUUAUUUAUUUUGCUGUCAUGUUAUUCCAUCAUAUUGUGAAGUAUCUGUGCAGCCCCCCGAAUGAAAUUACGUUUUCCACAUAUUUGCAGUAGCUCUGCUUGACUGCACGAAGAACAGGCCCCUUAGCUUUUUUUUUAUGUUUCGCCUUUUAGCUCACAUGACAGGAUUUGAUGUCUUUGUGUUUAACUUCAAUCCAAAAUGCUGCAGAUUUUGCACAUUUCUUUUUCCAGCUUGGAAAACAAAAGAAAAACCUGCUUGAAAUAUUGCAAUAUGAUGUAUCCCAAUGAGCCAAGUAGCCUCAACAUGUUGCUGAAUGUUUCUUUAAAAUGAAAAUGCAUGGCAACGGAGCAAUGAGCAGGUUUGUACUGUGAGACUGUCACUGUUCUCACCCGGCUUCUUUUUGUACAGCUUCACUUCUGUAUGAAAUAAUCCAAAAUAAACGUAUUUAUUGCAAUAAUAGUUUUUGCAUUAGUCACUGAAAUAAUUCAAAUAUUAUAUCAUGCGUGCUGCUCUUUGUC